This is a messenger RNA of Poecilia reticulata (guppy), 5242 nucleotides long. RefSeq names its product leucine rich repeat containing 75A (gene lrrc75a). The record is from RefSeq and is a predicted model, not a curated record. Lineage: Eukaryota; Metazoa; Chordata; Actinopteri; Cyprinodontiformes; Poeciliidae.
UACCUAGCAACCCACUUAGCAGUUUGGUCAGUGGGCUUUACGGCAUUAUUCGCUGGACAAGACAAGUGCUCUGAUAGCAUACCAUUCAAAAACCGCUGAAAAUUUUGGUUAACUUCUUAAGUGUGAGGUUCGAUAAUAUUAUAUGCACUAUAUAAUUUUUAAGAUUUUUUUUCCAAGAGAUGGAAUUAGAAAUUGACUGACAAACUGCGUUACCGUAGCAUGGUUAGCUUAAUCGGCCAGUUGGAAGCUCAAAUAUUAGUUUCUAGAUUUACUUAACACCAAAAUGGACUAUCAAUAGACUAUACCAGGUCACAUUGACAAUAACACUGAUGAGGAAGAUACGGUAGUGUUUCCGGAUUGAAUCGGCACCAGAUUGAGUUGGAAAAAAUAAGCUUCGGGUAUGUCUCCUUUUCAUAACAUUUGAGGCAGCUCCAUGGGGGCCAAGCAGAGCAAAGGCCAGGAGCCCGGCGGGGCCAGUCCUCAACACAGCUGGAAACGGACUCCCACCAAGGAGAGGGGGGACAUUUUGGCCUCCCUGAUGCUGAAGUCUGGAGACCGGCUGAACCGAACGGGGACGCCGCCGCCGCCAUACCAGCGCCGGAUUGGGAUGAUCCAGGAGAUGAUGAUGAUGGCCAAGCAGGGCAAGCAGGACGAAGCCACGGAGAUGCUGAAGACACUCAGACAGGAUCUGGGAAUGGAGUCAACGUCUUUGGAUGACGUCCUGUAUCGCUACGCCAGCUUCAGAAACCUGGUCGACCCCAUCACACACGACCUGAUCAUCAGCCUGGCCCGAUACGUCCACUGCCCCAAGACGGAAGGAGACUCUCUCGGGGCGAUGGAGAAGGUUUGUCGUCAGCUGACGUACCAUCUCAGCCCCCACUCCCAGUGGAGGAGACAGGGACUGCUCAAGAGAAAACCUCAGGCCUGCCUAAAGGCGGUGUUGUCAGCUCCGUUGUCCAGCGGCGCCCUGGAUCUGUCUGGCAUCCCUCUAACGACUCGCGACAUGGAGCGUCUGUCUGCACACCUGCAGCGUCACGCGUCCAUCGUGGUCAGCUUGGAGCUGGGCUUCACCGAGCUGACUGACGAGGCUUUCCUCCAGCUCCUUCCCACGCUGGCUGCUCUGCCGCACCUGGAGACACUGGCUCUGAACGGAAACAGACUCACCAGAGCUAUUCUGAAGGAGCUCACUGACGCCCUGAAGGAUCCAAGCAGUUUUCCAAGUGUGACAUGGAUUGAUUUGGGGAACAACGUGGACAUCUUCUCCUUGCCUCAACCCUUCCUGGUCAGCCUGAGGAAGCGCUGCCCCAAGCAGGGCAACCUGCCCACCAUCCUGGAGUUCGGCGAGAGUCAGGCCAGCGACCCUCCCGAAAGGCUGAGGGGUCUCGGAGAGGAGGAGGAGACGGACGAUACCAACCUGACCGAGAGCAUGGGCGAGCUCCGAUCGGAGGUGGAGGAGGAGAUGGACGGAGAGACGGAGAUCGAGGAGAUGAUGGAAGAGCUGCUGGACUUCGACAGGGAGAUUCAGGGCAAAGACGAUGAGGAGGACAGCAUGUGGACGCUGGGGGAGCAGCGGAAAGCGACGGUGAGGAGCAGGAGAGCGUGGCGAGAGGAGGAAGAGAAGGAGAAGGAAAAAGAGAAGGUGGACCAGAGAAGAGACAUAAGACCCGGGAGGAGGGCGGUGAUGGCAGAGGACGAGGACGACACACAGAGCCGUUCAUCGCGCCUGUCCUGCUCCAGCCAGUCCCAGCACUCCUUUGCUGUAGUUGAGCCAAUGAGAGUGGAGGAGGGGGACAUGACGGACCAAUCAGAACAUUUAACCUGAGUGUUGCUCCCAAAUCUGCUUGUGUUUUCCUUCUUGUGUCCCGUCCUGUGUGGACAGAGGCGAUGGGAGUACAGGCUGCAGCGUUGCAUGCGGUCCUCAUGAACAAGCCCCCGCUGGUGACUUAUGACCAACCGAUCCGAUACGCCUGAGGAUGCACAGAAUAGACUGAUGAGGCUCAAUGCAGAAUGUUGAUCUUGAAUCAGGUCCUUCCUUGUUAUAAUUGUGCUAAUACCUACAUGUGCCUGUAGCACCUCUGUUUGCUGGUUCAAAAUGAGAUGAAACCAAGCCGGAGAACCUUUCCCUCCCACAACCACCAGGAUCAGAAGACGAGCAGAAAUCAAAAGUUAAGCCAUCGGCGUAAAUCUGCUGCUGCAGUCCAACCAAACAGGUGCGCAGUGUUUCACAGGCGGAGAGCAAACCAGUCGCCAUGAAGAAGUUACAAAAGAAAACUUGCUAUUUUAGACUGAAUGUGUACAGAGGAUAGAUGUGCUAGGACCGGCCACGUCUCCGAACAUGAAACAUUUAGAAGUACUUUUCCUCAUAAUCUAGGUCAUGCUUUUACUCCAUGGCUCAGUACGCGAGCGUGCGUCACAUGCUUACAGCGCUGUGUUUAUAUAUAGCCCCCGCCGCCCCUAUGGUUGCACUCAGGUAGCAGUAUGUAGCUUUCACCCAGCUGUGCUUUCCCUCCUCACGUAACAUCAUGCAGAACUUUUACAGAUAAACUGUAUUUUUGGUUGUACUAUAAAUAUCAAAAUAUAUAUAAGAUGUUUGAGGAGAUAUCGCGUAGCUUAGUUCUGAAGUUCUAACAACCAAGAGCUCAUGUUUAGUACUAUUGGAGUCUGGAGCAGCAAUAUUUAUGAGCUAAACUAGUCUACUAGAUAUUUUAUAAGGGAACAAGUUGUAUUGUUGCAGAGAGACAGACCUAGACAUAUAGAGAAAUAUGAGAAUGAAAACUUAGCUUCAUCCAAAUGCAGUAAAUAUGUACAAAGUCAGAUGUUGCCUCGUUCACAGGUGGAGCUGAACAACCAGGUAAUCAAUCAGCAACACUUCAUACUGUGUUGCCGAGCCACAAGUAAGGAAGUCAUCUUAUCGGUUUGACUUAAAAAGUUAGUUUGCCUCUAGUAGGAAACUUUUCUUAGUGAGUAUUAAUUGACGAAUAGUCGGUUCAAAACGUGCUGAAAAUCUUAUCAAAGCUUGAGAUCCAAGCUGCACAACAUAGCUGGAUCACUGCUGGGUUAUGCAACGGUACAACCUGCAAAGACACAAAAUACUAAAGGGACAAAAAAAACAUACCUAUUGAGAAACAAAUGUAUUGCAUGUAUUCGUUUUCAAACAGACUAUAAAGGGAAGGUCAAUAAACACAUGGGAGUCAGGAAGUCUGUGCUACAAAGUGAACUGUGAAGCCGGAACAGAAAGUUUUGUGCAGCUUUCAACAUUAGCUUUGAAUCUGGUAUUUCUAAACUUCAACUGAAACAUCAGAGAAAACGAGAACCUAGAGAGAAAUAUUUAUUUUGUAGGCAGUACCUCUUAGGUUUUAUUAUCUUAAAGGUUUUGUUAGCAUCUAACUUUCUACUAGCGAAUGAAGCUAACGGCUAGUCCAAGAAGGGCCAGCUUAAAACUGCUGCAGUUUUAAAAACAUCGUAGAGAUUUACACAAACACUGUUUUAUGAACCUUUGAAGGAAGAUAUUUUCACGGUUUCACUUUUUAUUUAUUUAGAUGAAAAACAAAACUCAUACUUACAACACAACAUGCACACAUUUUUGCUUUUUGCACCACUUUCCUCUUCUAUCAGGCAGUUAUUCUGACCUGAAAACCUUUCCAUAUUCCUUUCUCAUUGCAUGUUUCUCUCAGGAGAAUCACUGUUGACAUUCAGCCUCAGCCCUCCGUUUGCUGUGUGAAUAACCAUUGGCUCCUCUGCAAAUAAUCUUCCAAAGUAAACAUUUUAACAGUUUAAAGGUCUAUUAAAUAACAUUUUCAGAAAUCUCUAAAUGUAAGAAAUCAGUUUCGCUCUUGGCCCUUCUCAGACUAGCCAUUAACUUUAGCCUGUGGAACGAUCCAAGCUAGAUACUAAACGACAAGAUUAAGUCUUAAUCAUAAUGCUGGUGAAACAGUAACAGCAAGCAGUAAAAAAAAUAAAAUCAUUUUUAAUUCUCUGUGUUGCUGAUUUUGUGCACAAAUGCAAGAAAUGAAUAAAUGGGAAAGUAAGUUCUUGAAACAAUCAAUAAUCCUCUGACUAAAAUUACAUUUAAAAAUUCAGUUUCUUCAGAAGUACUUUUUAUCUACAAACUGAAAAAAUGGCAUUCACGUUUUCAAAAGUAAAUGUUUUUUUGGCUUAACUGUCUCACUAAACAGAAAAAAAUCUUAAGGAGCACUAAGUUUAUCGUUGGAUGUAAAACUAAAAUCAGAAACCUGAGUUUGCAAAGAUUUAUUUGAGAGCUAUGUAUAUUUUUGGCUCCUGAAAAGGCAGCUUUUAGGUCAUGUCCAAUGUUCAUCUAAGAAGUUUGAGCUGUGCCUAAGAAAAAAUACUUUGUGGUUAUUCCUAUGAGUUAAUAUUUUUCAGUACAUUUCUCCUUAUUUGUUGGUGAAAGAUUAAGACUAACAAAGACAACAGAUUUAAACUGGAAUUAAAACAGUUUGCAGAACAUUUUCUUGUUAUGUUAGAUAUUUGUUUUAGACUAACAAACUAAUACUGCUGUUUGAAGUAAGUCCCAUUAGAAGCAGUUCAGAUGAGAUGGGAUCAUUUUUUCCUGCCUUUGUUGCUUUUGCAUUUAUCAUUUUUUAUGUUUUUCAUUUGUUCAAAGCAGUAUUGUUGCUUCGGUAGUGGAUAACUGCAUACAAAACUAUUCUAAUCUGUGUUUCUUUCCGUCUACAACAGUAAAUUAAUUUCGGUGAGUCAUCCUGCUAACUUCCAGCAGAGUGACUCGCACGGUUUCUGUAGUCCAGGGCUGGCAAGUCCAGUCUGUCAGAGACCGCAACUUUCAGAUGCACCCAUGUCUCAACACACAAAUGGCUGAAUCCUGUCAUCACCAUGUCAUUCAGUUCAUUCAGGAUACAUCUAACCGGGCAUCCCUGGGCACAAAACCUUACCUGAUGAGCACUUUACACUUUACAGCGCCCAUGUACUCCUAGGUGCCUGCUUCAUAUUGAAGUCCAGCCCAAUCAAAGUCCCCAAUCCAAUAAGUGCUAUCAGUUUAGACAUUAACGGACCCUGUGAGGAUUUGUUAAGACCAUUUUUUGCAGAUCUAGGCUGACGAUGCACCACCUGUCUGACUUUGUUCUGCAUUUAAUUCUUGCUUGUGUUGCUGCUUCACACUGCUGAGCGGAGAUCUUCAAUGUGCCUCUGUUGUUCAUUUUGACCCGACGUUGCAGUGCAGUCUCGUGAUCUUCGAGUGGAACUAAAUAAAAAAGGGAAAAGAUUA